Betta splendens (Siamese fighting fish) is the source of this 2324-nucleotide messenger RNA. RefSeq names its product butyrophilin-like protein 9. The record is from RefSeq and is a predicted model, not a curated record. The transcript has 6 exons. Lineage: Eukaryota; Metazoa; Chordata; Actinopteri; Anabantiformes; Osphronemidae. Bases 73 to 1608 code for a protein of 511 amino acids.
CUCGUGCGGUCGCUUCAAAAGCGGGAUGGAUGUGCUCCUGAACGCGAGCAGUCCCUUCAUACGCGCGCAGCAAUGGGUCCAGCGGCUUCUGAACUUUGCGGUUCCAACCUUUCUAAAGCAGCGUCAAACAAUGUUGGAUUCUUGUCUCGUGUCUUUGACAAAGUUCCGUUCGGGCGCUUCGCCGUUUUCUCCGUCCUGCUGUUCCUUCGUGUCACGUCUUGUUCAGGAACAAACCUGCAGGACGCCCCACAGAAGAUCAAAGCCUUCGUGGGUGAAACAGUGGUUCUGCCCUGCAACAUCUCUGUCUCAGGUGAACUGCCAACGGUGGAAUGGUCAAAGGAAGGUUCAAACGUAGCGUUCCUCUACCGGGACGGUUGUGAGGACUUUGCCAUGAAGAAUGAAGCUUUCCGAUACAGGACGAACCUCAUCACGAAUGAACUGAAAGAUGGGAACAUCUCACUGAUGAUUUCUGAUGUUCAGCUGACGGAUGCUGGUAAAUACCAGUGUGUGAUUGUCAAGGGGAGAAAAGAUCGGAACGUUGUCAAAACGCUGGAGCUUGUUGUGGGUGCCUUUUCUGAGCCAAAGCUCUCAGUCGUCUCAGGUGCAGACGGUGCACAGACUCUGGAAUGUGAGACGAGCUGCUGGUUCCUGGAGCCUGAAGUUACAUUUGUAGACGACCAGGGAAACAUCAUCAGUGGUGAAAACCCAAAGAGACAUCAAGAGCCCAGAGGAUGCUUCACCGUCACAAAGAGAGCGACUGUGCCCACUGGCUCCAACAGGGUCACGUGCAGAGUUCACGAGCCUCAGAUGAACAAGACCAGAGUCUCAGAGAUUCACUACAUACGAGGGGACUGUGUUUCCUCCUGCAUUAUACCCUUCGCCAUUGCUCUUCUGUUGGUCAUUUUAGGGUUUUCAUGUGUCUUUAUAUGCAAAACAUGUGCGAGCAGAGAAACAUGCAGGUGGACGUCCCAACGGAGGCCAACAGUCACGUAUACGGUUGUCGACAAGGAAAACCAGGAGCUGCAGAACCAACUUAGUGAGACAAAUUGUGGACCGACAGCACCAGUGGAUGAACUCGGAUCUAGACGCAGUCCUGUCCUGCAGCAGGAUCAGCCUACGAUCAGCGCUGGUCCCUCCACAUCCUCUCCAAACAUGUCAAAGCCUGCUAGCCUCCCCCUGGACCAGCGCCCUCAGGUCAGCAGUGCAGAGCCACCAGCCUCAGCCCACAGCAAGCACUCAGCACAAGAAGCCAGAGCAAGGAAAGACUCAAAAGCUGGGGUCCUGAGGCAAAAGACACCAGUGGAGCCUCGGGUCAAAUCAAGCAGCCACAGCAAAAGCUCCCCUGCUCCUUUAAAGAAUGAUAGAAUCGAUGAAUCUGCUUCAUCUUCAUCCUCUUCUUCAGAUAACAAGGUUCAUCGUACAAGGACCCAUUCUCAUCCUCCUCGAAAUGAAGCCAAGCCUUCACUUAGACACACCUUCUCAGAUCCACCAUCAUACCUGUCUCAUAACCCCUUCAGUGUCUUGGGAAAUUUAAGUGAUGAGUCAGAGAAGCUGCUUCCACAUGAUGAGAACAAAAAACAAAAAAAGGACCGGGAUCUGGAAACCUGAACCACUUUCAGACUUGGACUUGGUCACCAGGUGUGUCCUUGUGUUCCCACUGCUACUUAACAGUAAAAACACAGUGACCCAUUUCCCCACGGUGUGUUCUAACUAUAGAAUAUUAAUUUAUAUUAAUGAUUGAACAGUAAUUAAAAGUAUUAAUGUUAAAUCCUUUAUUGGUCGUAUGCUGCCGUUUACAUUGAACCCAUCCCCUGAGGGAGCAGUGAGGUGCCACACAGUGCGCCUGGGAAGCUGUAGUGUAGUGCAAGGACACACCUGGGCCCAGAUGCAGGAUUCAAACCAGGGACCUUCAGCUUCCUAAGCUGUUCUUUACCAACUGACCUACCAACUGUUUGCUAAAGCCAUGGUUUUUUUAGGCACCAACAGCCAGAAUGAGCAGGCUCUUCUUGCAUUCAGUGCUCAUGCAGUACGUGAUCCAUUGGGCCUCUCCCCUCACGUACAGAAACGGAACAUACCGAGUAAACAAUGCUCAGCAAAUCGAGUUCAAUGAGCAGUUCCUCUGACCAGUAAGUCGGACAAUUUCCUGGUCUGUUUUAGUAUUUUUUUGUACAAAACAGGACAAAAUCAUCAUUGAUUACUCAAACAUGUAAUUACACAAUGAACACAAAGAACAAAAUCUGGGUUUACAGUGCAGGAUGACACACACAACAAGGAAACUGGUUCCACUACUGGGAACAGUCAAUAAACUGUAAGUUUGAAACGAA